Messenger RNA from Amphiprion ocellaris (clown anemonefish), 6988 nucleotides. RefSeq names its product multimerin 2a (gene mmrn2a). The record is from RefSeq and is a predicted model, not a curated record. Lineage: Eukaryota; Metazoa; Chordata; Actinopteri; Pomacentridae. Bases 234 to 3512 code for a protein of 1092 amino acids. Gene Ontology annotation, molecular function: protein binding. The transcript has 14 exons.
CAGGUGACGCCCCGCUGAUCUCGCCCUGCUGAGGAAUCAGGUGUGGCUGCAGGGAGUCAUGCUGGGUCGACCUGUUUGAGGCCUUUCUGAGACAAGGCUCCUCAGGCCUUUAGCAGGCGGAUCAAUGAAGCUGAUGGAUAAACACUGGCUGAGCUGUGAUUCCCUCCGUCUCCCAUCCAUCCAUCCAUCCAUCCAUACAUCCAUCCAUCCAUCCAUCCAUCCAUCAGCCAACAAUGCAGCUGUUUAAAGGCAGCUGGUGGUCGUGCGAGCUCCAGUCAGCAGUCAUGAUGGCGGUGGGAGAACUGGUGCUGGUGCUGGGCUUACUGGUGAGCGCCCACUGCGAGGUGAGGGCUCGAGACCCCGAGGUGGAGGAGGAGGAAGAGGAGCUGGGAGGAAGAACAGGGGGAGGCGUGUUCUCUCCCCACCAAGGAGGAACCGAAGACCCCCAGAUGGGAGGGACGGGGAGCUAUCCAUCCAGAACCGGAAACUGGUGUCCGUUCGUACAGGAGCGUGUAGUGACGACGGUGGUUGUGUGUGGAAUUGAAAAAUACACCAUCAGGUCUCAGAGUCCGUGUCCGAGUGGGUCACCCAAUUGUCAGCUGGUCAUGUACAAGCUGUCCACGCGGCCAAUCUACAAGGAGAAACCGAAGAUCGUCACCAGUCUGCUGUGGCGCUGCUGUCCGGGACACGGAGGACGCAACUGCGAGGACACAGUCUCUGAUCCUCAGCUGGACUCCGGAAGCUUGGGUCUGAUUACAGUAUCUGAACCAGAGAGAAUAGAAGUGCAGGCUCCAGCUGUCAAGGAUCGGCUCCAGCUUCAGCAAGCCGACCUGAACCGCGAACAGAACGACUAUCAGGUAGCUGCCCAGGCGCUGUAUGACAACAGCUACGCAAACACCCAGCCAGAGCCCAACACCUCGCAACCCCCUGUGGGCCCAGGCCACAACCCCCAUCAUGCACCACACCAUGGUAUGAGUACUCACAACCGCCACCGACAACAAGACCCCUUACGACCACAGGAACCGUAUCGACCGCAGGAACUACAUCGACCACAGGAACCGUAUCGACCACAGGAACCGUAUCGACCACAGGAACUACAUCGACCACAGGAACCGUAUCGACCACAGGAACUACAUCGACCGCAGGAACUACAUCGACCGCAGGAACACCACCGACCAGCUGUAGAUGAGGUGGUUGCCGCCACCCUCCCCUACCCAGAUGUUCCUGCUGCCCUCCCCGUCCCCCACAUGAUGGCGCUGGUCAUGUCUCAGCUCCAGCCAGUCCUGGAGGGUUUCAACCGCUCUCUGGAGCACCUGAGCCGGCAGGUAGGUGACCUGGCCCGCGACGUGGCCCAGCUGAAGAGCAGCCAGCUAGAGGCGGAGCUACAGGCGGGACCCCCGGAGGGAGUGGAGGAGCCUCUGGAGGACAAACUGGACGAGGCCUUUCACCACAUCAGGGAGCUGCGGAGGCAGGUGGAGAGCCAACGCAGCGACAUGGAGAACAGGCUGCACUCCCAACAUGCAAUGCUGCACUACAACCUGACCAGCUUCAAGACGGACAUCGACAUGAAGCUGAAACGCCACCAGAAGAUGCUGCAGGUCAGCCUGCAGACCAUCAAUGCCACACUGUCUGAGCUGAAGUUUGACCAGGAUCAGAUCACUGAGGAUGAGCCACAGGAUCAUCUCCCUCCACCCUCACCGCCUCCACCUCGGCCGCCACCCCCCUCCGACACCUCGGCACUGUGGGAGGCCAUCGAACGUCUGGACAACAUGGUGGUCAACAACACGGUGAAGGUGAACGGGCUGACGGAGGACGUGGAGGGGACAUCGGGCAGCGUGCAGCAGCUCAGGCAGCACAUGAAGGAGCUGGAGAAGCUGAUCAACAACACGGCCCGGAAGAGCCAGGUCCUGUUCAUGGAGACGGGUCUGGAGGUGGAGGACGCCAAGGUGUCGGUGCUGCGGCGGGUGGACGAGCUGGCAGGAAACCUGACGCAGCAGGACCAGCGGCUCCAGGAGAUGGAUGUGGACGUGGACUACCUGUACACCAUCCUCUACAAGCACAACACCACCACAGACUGCGACUGCAAGGCCCUGAAAGCUGCUGUGGCCCGACUGGAGAGGGGCGUGGCCAACGUGACGGAGCUGGCCAAUGAGAACAGACUGGCCCUGGAGGAGAACAGCGAAGGAGGGGCGGGGCAGUGGGGCGGAGCCAGCGACUGGGAGCCAGCGGUGGAGGCGCUCCAACAUGGCCUCCAGCAGGUGAAGGAGUCUCUGAACUCGGAGCAGACCACGACCAGGAUUCUGGACCUCAGUCUGACCCAGCUGAGCGACUCGGUCUCUGGUCUGACGGAGGCCGACAUCAAACUGAACGCGCGAAUGGAGCACCUGUCGGCCUCCUUCAACUCGCUGCUCAAAGACGCCAUCCGGCACAGCGAGGUGCUGGAGCUGCUGCUGGGCGAGGAGGUGCUCGAGUUCCUGGACUGGCCUCUCCAGGAGCAGGAGGCCAACUCGGUCCCGGUGCUGAAGGAGCAGCUGAGGCAGCUGCAGGAACAACUGAAGGGACACGACGAAAACAUCAGGACGCUGCAGAGCGGCGGGACAGGAGUCAGAGAGGAGGUACCGUCUGCUGACCAGCCCCCCUCCUCCUCUUCCUCCUCCAACCCCCUGCAGGACGACUGGCUGCCUGGUGACAUGAGGAGGAGCAUCAGUGGCCUUCCAGCCAGGGAGCGCCAGCUGCUCCUCCAGGGCAGUGACCUGUGGAACCUGGAGAAGACGGUGGAGGAGCUGCAGCAGAAGCUACUCAGGCUGGAGGAGAGACCCUGCCCCUGCCCCAACAUCUCCACCAACAGGGAGGCGCCGCCCGGAGGCCUGGAGGCCAAGCUGCAGGCGGAGGUGAUGUGGCUGAAGAGAGGGUUGGAGGAACAUCUGAGGGUAUUCAAAAACGUCUUCAGCAACGCCGACAGGUUGGUGGGAGCUGAAGUCACGCUGGACCUUGACAAGCUGUUUCAGCUGCUGAAGAACAAAGACGAGAAGAAAGACAGGAAGAGAGGAGGAGGGAGGGAGGAGUCAGGGAGAGGAGGACGCCACAGGAACAGGAGGGACUCCUCAGGUGUCUCCAUCCCAUCUGACCAAUCAGAAGGCUCCCUGCUGUUUGUAGCUGGAUCUCCUGUGAGCGUCUCCAACAGCGGCAUCAUCUUUGAACCGUCUCUGAACCGUGGUCACAUCUACUCGGACGGCGGCACCUUCACGGCUCCAGGGGACGGGCUCUACCUGUUCCUCCUCACCUUGGACCUGAGGCCAGGCCCCGCCCACGUGGUCCUGAGGAGGGGACGGGGGGGCAGAGCUGCGGUGUCUCUGCAGCGGCGGAACGUGGCGGAGGCGGGGCUUUUCACCGGCACCGGCCUCCUGCUGCUGAGGGAGGGCGAGGAGGUCCGGCUGGAACUGAAGGAGGGACAGUGGGAGGAGUCAGAGGACAAUGUGUUCGCCGGGCUGCUGCUCCACCGAACCACCUGAGCUGCUGGGGACCAAUCAGCUGACAGCCAGAGGACAACCACCAAUCAGAGACUGUGGGGGACGGGGUCACCGAGGGUCAGAAGCUGUUGUUGUGAAACACAUUUCAGUCUUUAAUCCAAAGCACCUUACAGAGUCAUGAACUGGAUCAAACCUGUCUGUGGACCUUUAGCUGUUUAGAUUCCAGCACGAAAAUUACACAAGAAACAAAACUAAGCCAGCUAAAAUGAUGUUUUGGGGCAUUUUUUAAAACUAGAACGGGAAAGUCAUUUUUAUGCAUAUCUGUUUUGAUGUUGCAGAAACAAAUAUAAAAUUCUGACUUCCCUCAAUAUAAGUCUGUCAUUAAUGCUACAGAACAAGAAAUAUAACAAAUUACCACAAAAAAGCCCAAAAGUGCUUAAAAACAAGCAUAACAGUGUCUCAAAUCAGUGUAAAACAAACAAAAAAGGCAUAAGACGGGUAUUAACAAGUGCAAAAGUCUUGUAAACAGGACCAUCGGGCUACAAAUAUGCAAAAAACUGAUUAAAAACAACCAUGAGUACACACAAAACAGUUUUAAAAAGAAACAAACUGGCACAAUUAUGACCCUGAAUGGGCAGAGAGAUGCUACAAGUGCAAAACCGCCAGAAAUGUAUGUAAAACGACCACAUAGUUACAAUUCUAUGAAAAAGAACCAUGAAUAGACAGAAAACAACUAAAUGUAGUUGUAAAAGAAUUACAAAUAAACAAAAAAAAAAAAAAAAACGACACGAUGGUUAAAACCAUGCAGUUUCUGGCAAUUGCACCCAACUGGCUGGAACAAUUUUUGCAAGGGUUCGGCAUGUUUACGCAGAUGCACAUAUCUGACGAAUCGCAGUCUAGAAUUAUAUAUUAUUAUAAUCAAAUAUUUUCUUGAAAACUGCAGAAAGAAUUUUUAAUGCCACUGAGAAUCAAAUUUAAUGCUUUUUAAUGCCAUUUAAGGCCUUAAUUUUCACAAAAUCGACUUAAUGACUAUUAAUGCUUUUUAAUGCCCUGCAGAAACCCUGAAACAACUGAAAUAAAACCGACUGCAAAAUAUUGUCAGUUUUCUGCCAGUUAGCUUAGCUUAGCAAAAAGACUGGAAACGGGUGGAAGCUGCUAGCCCGGAUCUGAUGCUACAUUCACAUCACGUUUGAGCACGAUGCUAAGAAACUGUUAAAAUGAACCAGUACUGCAGCUGUGGUUGACACUGAGCGGUUAACUCUCUAAACUCCAAGCACUUUCUGUGUGGUUAUUUUUGCUUCUGUCACAUUUUUCCUCACUUUGGGCUCAUUUUUCACUGCAGUAUAAAGUCCUGCACCUCCAUGAAACAGAAUGUAGAGAGAACUCAGAAAUGUCUUUUGGGCAGCAUGACACAGGUAUAAGGCCAUAAAUUAUGAAAAUUUAAACGCUAAAGUUGAUUUUCUUUGAUUGAUUUUACAAAAAAAAUAAUAAAAACCUGAAAGAACAUUUUUCUAAGUGUCCACGGGCAAAAAUGGUGACUCUACAUAUUACAGAUAUUUUACUACCUAACAUUUUAAAUUAAUUUCCUCUGAAUUUUUGUAACAUGAUUGCUGGUCACACCUGAGUAAGACAUGAUUUCACUGUUCUGCUGAGAAGAGCAGAAUUUUGUUGUUUUUUUUUGUUUGUUUUUUUUUACAAAAUUUGGUUAAAGUUUUUUUUUUUUUUUUUUUUUUUUUUUUAAACAUAAGAUAUGCAGAAUAAAGUGAAUUUAGUGGCAUCGUGAUUUUAGGAUUAGAUUUGGUUCAGCUUUCUGGUGUCCCUAAUGGUCAGUUCAAGGACUGUAGGAACAUUGAAAAUCCAACCAUCCUCACACAAUUUGUGGCUCUGAAAAGCGGUGUAAUUUUGGCAUUUUUAAAAAAAAAAAAAAAAAAAAGAUAUGCUUUUCAAACCUGCCGGCGGGUUUUGGAGUUCAGAGUUAAUCUGUCUACAAAUCCAGAGUAUCUUUUCCUGCUGAGGCUAUUUUAUGAUUUUACAAACCUGUAUGGGUUCAUAAUAAUCCACAGUUAACCUUCAUGUUGUCCUCAAAAUUCACCCGUUUUAAAGUUUGAAAAUGUGGAAAAAAAUAUAUUUUCACAGUGAAACUUCUGAUGUCCACAUUUUCAACAUUUUUGGGAAAUUUGUGAACAUUUUUUGGUGGAAAAAAAGAAAUGUUAAACAUGUUUCUUAAAAUGUUUCUUAAGAAAAAUCUUAAGGAAAAAUCAAUCUUAAGAAAAAUCCAAAUCAUUUUUUGUGAAUGUUCUUAAAGAAAAUAUUAGAAGUUUUACUGAUAUAUAUGUCAUCACUUUAGAUAUUUUUAGGAUUUGUUUGGAAGAUUUUUACAAAUUUUUGAAAAUAUUUACAAGAAUUUUCUUGCCAUUUUUUUUUUUUUUUAAAGAAAACUUUUUUUGAAUUUUCUUCCUGAAGGUUUUGCAAAUUUUCAGAAGUUUUUGGGUCUUUUUCAGACAAGGAAACAAUAUUUUUUGGUGGCCGUAAUUUAAGACAAAUGGAGGGUUAAUGAAUCUGAAAGCAAAUAAAUUAAAUAAAAGCUUAAAAAAAUAUCACUGUAACAGCAGGUCAAACAGAUCAGCUGGCUUCUGAAUAAGACUUUAAAACAUUUUUUCAUCUGUCUUUCACAUUGUUUAGUUUUAAUUUGUUGAAAAAUGUAAAAGAUUAAGCCAUUUUUGCUUUUUCUUCAAUUUUAGUCUUGUUUUUUCUGCCUAAAUGAAUUCUGGGAGAACUACACUUCAACUACCGUUCAAACGUUUGGGGUCACUUCUAGAAAUGUCCUUAUUUUUGAAAGAAAAGCAGUUUUUUUCCAAUAAAGAUAACAUUAAAUAAAUCAGAAAUCCAGUCUACAUAUUGUUAAUGUGGUAAAUGACUAUUCUAGCUGGAAACAGCUGAUGUUUAAUGGAAUAUCUCCAUAGAGGUACAUAGGAACAUUUCCAGCAACCAUCACUCCUGUGUUCUAAUGCUACAUUGUGUUAGCUAAUGGUGUUGAAAGGCUGAUUGAUGAUUAGAAAACCCUUGUGCUAUUAUGUUAGCACAUGGAUAAAAGUGUGAGUUUUCAUAGAAAACAUGAAAGCGUCUCGGUGACCCCAAACUUUUGAACGGUAGUGUUAAUCAGCUCCAACAGUUUUUACAUUCAACCAAACCAGUUUCAGACCUGCUGGUCACAACCAGCUGUUUCCCUUUCGCCUCCUGUCUUUAAUGCUAAGCUAACAACUCCAGCUGCAAAACAAAACUGCAGCUGGACUCUCCAGAAACAGCCGAGCAGUGACUGGCUUCUGCCUGAGGAUCAACAUUAGUUACAGACUUCACAUGAGGAAAAUAUUUGAGUGUAAAGUCGCCUGUAUGUUUGUAAAGCACAAGCAUUACAAUGCAAAAACACACAGAGCAGAAUAUAUUUAAAUAAAUAAAGGACCAUGUUGUGUUUAAACUGUCAGCAGCCCGUAACUUAAUAAAGUUUAUAUUUACUGAAA